CGACAGUUAGGAAAGCAUUCUCUGGCCCUGCUCAAAACAAAGCUUACAAUGGCAAGCAACGCUUUGUUCGGCUUAGCUGUGUUGCUGAUAUAUGGAUCUAGGUCGACAGUCGUUAGUCAAACCACUAAAGGUGAUUUAGUCAGUCCCAGUGUCAUAGAGGAAGGCGGAACUUUUACUGUGACAUGUGACGCGUCACGUGCUGGUGUUCCAACAAAUGUCACCACUAUCGUGUCCUUGACUAUUGCGUCGCUAUAUGGGGGGACGCGGCCAAAAACUUUGGCAAGAUACAGACUGUACCCACCUCCAUACCAGUCUCAACUACCACCAAUAACUUCACCUGCAAGAAACUGGAGCUUUCAAUUCACUGGUAGCCUAUUCGCAACAUCUGAUAGACCACUUAACAGGAACACGAUUAAAAUAGAAAUUGUGGUCAAUGAUGCUAAAUGUUCAGAUGCUGGCUUGUAUUUCUGUAACGCGACGUACCUAAAUGAAAACGAUGAUGAAACGACAGCAAGCAGCUAUCAAAAUAUCACCAGCAGAGGCAAAGUUGUUCCUCAGUCCCUGGUGUUAGUGCCCCAGUACGAAGAGGAUCUGGGGCCAUACAAGUCAUUCAAUCGUGCAGGGUCUAAUAUUACCUUGACGUGUAGGGUUAACGCUCCAAAAGCUUUAACCUUUACCUGGAAGUACGGCCCUUCUAGUUCUGACGUCAACAGUUUCACGUCAUAUCCUGUACAAAAUGCUAUAUCAGUUUAUGAACCUUUUCAAAUCAGUUCUGGGACAACCUGUGUCCAGUACCGUCAUACGUCAACACUGAAGUUUCAAACAGAAGACAUGUAUGAUGGCUACAUGUAUGUCUGUGUGGCUAGAGCAAACUAUAGAGACACAAUUGUUGGCAAUAUGACAAUAUACACUAAACAAGUGCCCCAAAGUCCUCCUGCAGGCCAAAAGUGAUAGAAUAACACAAACGUGGUACAAGAAGUUACGUGAAAAAUUCAGUAAAAUCGUGAAACUCUACGUCACGUAACACUUUUUUAUAUAUCUUAAUUUUUUUUUUGUAACAAAAUUGGUAAGAAAUAUAAUACAUCCAGAUUUGUGUUAAACAUUUACAAUUAUUGGAUAAUGUAGGAAAAUUAAUUAUGU
Physella acuta is the source of this 1140-nucleotide messenger RNA. RefSeq lists its product as uncharacterized. The record is from RefSeq and is a predicted model, not a curated record. Lineage: Eukaryota; Metazoa; Mollusca; Gastropoda; Physidae.